Messenger RNA from Gymnodraco acuticeps, 4490 nucleotides. It is a transcript of the gene acox1, whose product is annotated as acyl-CoA oxidase 1, palmitoyl. Gene Ontology annotation, molecular function: fatty acid binding; FAD binding. Gene Ontology annotation, biological process: very long-chain fatty acid metabolic process; fatty acid beta-oxidation using acyl-CoA oxidase; lipid homeostasis. The record is from RefSeq and is a predicted model, not a curated record. Lineage: Eukaryota; Metazoa; Chordata; Actinopteri; Perciformes; Bathydraconidae. Gene Ontology annotation, cellular component: peroxisome. The transcript has 14 exons. The coding region runs from base 125 to 2110 and encodes 661 amino acids.
UGGGAAUAAGAGGCCUUGUGAAGAGGAGGACACUUCAGGUUGUUGAGGUUGCAGGAGGCUCUACAACACAGCUAACAUAACAGGUUUUUCAAUAUAAAUAUUGUUUUUACUCGCAUUCCGAACCAUGAAUCCUGAUAUUACGAGAGAGCGCAAAAAUGCCACUUUUGACGUCGAGAAACUGACGUACAUUUUGGACGGGGGGCCUGAAAAGACCAAAAGACGGCGAGAGAUUGAGUCACUGGUUUUCAGCGACCCGGACUUUAACGAGGAGGACCCUAACUUCCUGUCUCGAAGUGACCGCUAUGACCAGGCUGUUAGAAAAAGUGCCCAGAUGAUCCUGAAGCUCAGAGAGUAUGGCAUUGCAGACCCAGAGGAGAUCUACUGCUACAAAAAAAUGGUUCAAGGCAAUUUCCAUGAGGCCUUGGGGCUCCACUUUGUCAUGUUCCUACCCACCCUGUACAGCCAGUGUGACGCUGAGCAGGCCAGGAAGUGGUUACCUCUGGCAGAGUCCUUCCAGGCCAUCGGCACAUAUGCCCAAACUGAGAUGGGUCAUGGCACACACCUCCGCGGGCUGGAGACCACAGCCACGUACGACCCAGCCACGCAGGAGUUUGUGUUGAACAGUCCCACAAUCAGCUCCAUCAAAUGGUGGCCAGGAGGACUUGGUAAGACUUCAAACCAUGCUAUAGUUCUAGCCCAGCUUCAUACCCUGGGAAACUGCCACGGUAUUCAUGCUUUCAUCGUACCCAUCCGCGACAUGAGCACACACAUACCGCUGCCAGGUAUUGUGGUCGGAGAUAUCGGUCCCAAGUUUGGCUUCAGUGAAGUUGACAACGGAUUUCUAAAACUAGAGAACGUGCGACUCCCGCGAGACAAUAUGCUUAUGAAAUAUGCCAAGGUGGAGCCAGAUGGGACCUAUUUGAAGCCCCCGAGUGCCAAGCUGACCUACGGCACCAUGGUGUUCAUCCGCUCCUUAAUCGUAGGCGAGUCCGCUCGGGCUCUCUCCAAAGCCUCCAUCAUCGCCAUCCGCUACAGCUCUGUGCGACACCAGUCUGAGAUCCGGGCCGGAGAGCCAGAGCCUCAGAUCCUGGAUUACCAGACGCAGCAGUACAAGCUGUUUCCUCUGCUGGCCACGGCCUAUGCCUUCACUUUUGUCGGACAGUACAUGAGAGAGACCUACCAACGCAUCAGUGGAGACAUCAGCGAUGGGGACUUCAGUCAACUGCCUGAGCUCCAUGCCCUGUCUGCCGGCCUGAAGGCCUUCACCACGUGGACCACCAACGCUGGCAUCGAGGUUUGCCGCAUGUCAUGUGGCGGCCACGGCUACUCCCGCAGCAGCGCCUUGCCGGACAUUUACGUCGAGUUCACCCCUGCAUGCACCUACGAGGGAGAGAACACAGUCAUGAUGCUGCAGACCGCAAGACACCUGGUGAAGAGCUACCGGCAGGCUAAGGAAGGACAGCAGCUGAGCGGCACCGUGUCAUAUCUGAAUGACGCAAACCUUCAGAGGGUCCAGCCUCAGACCGUCGCUGCCAGGCCAACCGUGGUGGACGUGAACGACCUGGCCAGCCUGGUGGAGGUCUACAAACAGAGAGCUGCCAUUCUAGUUGAGCUGUCAGCUAAGAGCAUCCAGCAGGAGUUGCAGCGCAGGAAGUGCCAGGAGGACGCCUGGAACAACAGUUCCAUUGACCUGGUCAGAGCCUCAGAUGCCCACUGUCACUAUGUCGUAGUGAAGCUCUUUACUGACAAGCUGGGGGAGAUCGGUGACACAGCGAUACACUCGGUGCUGUCCACCCUGGCUCUGCUGUACGCCCUGCAUGGCAUCAAAAACAACUCUGGAGACUUCCUACAGGCUGGUCUGCUGAGUGUUCCCCAGGUGCUGCAGGUUUCUGUUCGUGUCAAGGAGCUGCUGUCUCAGCUGAGGCCCAACGCUGUGGCACUGGUGGACUCCUUUGACAUCAACGACAAGAGGCUGAAUUCAAUCCUGGGAAGAUAUGAUGGGAACGUCUAUGAGCACUUGUUCGAGUGGGCUCGUCGCUCACCACUAAACGCCACAGAGGUGCAUGAAUCAUUCCACAAAUACCUGAAGCCCCUGCGGUCCCAACUGUGAGCUGACCCCCCUUGCACUGUGAUUCCUGGCUGCGACCUGUCAGCUCAACGGAUAGAGGCCCAACCUGAACCACAAAAUCCCCAUCAUAUCAAAUGUACCAAUCUGAAGGAAUGUAGCAUUCCCUUCUCCAAUCUGUCUAUAUGUGGUCGGGUUUGGAGCGGUCUACAUUGGUCUCUUUAUUAAUGGGGGAAAUUACAGGGGGUUGUUUUAUAGUUACAGUAGAGAAUGGUAGGAAAACCGGAAAUGUCUAUCUAAAAAAUGUACUCAAGAUCCAAAACAAUAGCUUUAAUAAUACUGAAACAAUCAAGUAUUUGUAGUUUUAGAUGUUUUCUGCAGAGACAUUCCACUAUGAAGUUUCUUUCUUAUUAAUUCAUUUUGCCUCAUCUUUCUUCGCUUUCUGCCGUGUGCCUGAUGGCUUCUCUAUGAUAGCCUGCCAAGAUGGAAAGACCAUCGCUCUCAGAAUGUUACGUAAUGUUAGAGCGUUUUAGGCUGGAAACAGACCAACUGCAAAAUCAGUUUUAGUUGUUUCCCCUGACAACAAGGACCAUAUUUGAAAUGACAUGUAAUUCAUUCUUUCAUUGUUAUGACACAUUCAUUUAUCCAUCAAAUGUAUCCUUUGCUGUAAUAUUUUCUUCAAAUCUGUGGCGACAAAACGUAAUGUGACUGACCUCAACGACAGUCAUAAUUGAGUUUUCUCUGUAUAAAAACCUCAGAAAAUUGCAGCAGAGGUGCAACAGUAACAUCUAGUGAAGAUAUACAAAUAGUCCCCGAUAAAAUACUGUAACGAAACCAUUUCAAUCAAACCGUUGCAUUUACAUCAAGUUCAACUGUGCUUUAAAGGAGCAAGAAUUUGAAUUACUUUUCCUUAACAGUCACUGUUUUACGCUAUUAAACAGAUCCUCUGAGCCUUAAUUAGAUACCUUACCCAAUGUGUAUGCUUUACACAUCAAUUAGCCUGUAGUUCCUUUUGUAGAGAUAAUUGACAGCGAUCAAAUUUCAUGUCUGUCACAAUUGUCUUCAUUGCCUUUACCCCAACACUUGUCACAUCUCUUGCUGCUGCUAGGUACCUUUACUCCGUGAAUAGAAGCUGAGCUCAAUAGAGUGCUGCAGGAAUGAGUCAUAAAACCUGUAAAUUAGUUAGCAUUGUUCAAUUUCUGGUUCCCUUUUUUGUGGAAUUCAGUGGGUUUUGAAUGUCUGAAAGAAAAAGUCUGUGGUUAACACAAGCUUAAGAGUUUUUAACAGCUUGCCUUACGACAUAAAAAUACAUCAGUGUCCGGGAAACCAAGGCGAUACUAACUUCCGUGGUUGGACCACAAACAUAUCAUCCCUGCUGCACUUUAUAGAGCGAAGACAGCGGAGAGAUUUACGAAGACUUUCUGGAAAUGAACCACUAAGGGGGGGAUUUGUUCUAAUUUCCUCCAUUUCUGAUCUUUUGAAAUGCUCUCUGUUGAGCUGUGUGUUUGAUCAUUAGAAAGAAUGAAUCUACAUGCUUUGGAUUUCUUUGUGGGACAGAAAGCAGCUAAUGCGAGGUGUCAAAGCACCUGUGAGGGCAGGUACUUUAAUUGUAUUGAAUGUCUGAAGAAGCAACAUACUCUAUAUGUGAAUUAAAAGUGUCCCUCCCUGCUGUGUGGGGUUGAUCAUAUUAAGAAGGCGAAAAGCCGCAGCCAACAUCUACAAUGCCUAUGUUUCUAGUUUUUAAUCAAGCAUGUUUUAAAGUUUAAAUACAUCUAUUGUUUAUGUUCCAAUGUUCAACUUCUGCUGACUCCAUUUUUCUGGUUGAUGUAUGAUGAAAUAUUUGAUAACUGGAUAUUUUUAAAACUUAUUUAGAAAAAUGCUUUCCUAUCUGUCAUUAUGGUUUCUGACACAAAAACAGUUUUAGUAAAAACUUUGAUUAACUGACUUGACCAGAAGAAAUGUUUAAUAUUUCUUAGAAUUGGGGAAUUUAUUUCAACCUGCAGUAGAUUAUUUUCAGGGAUGAAUCAAAUACAACAGUAUAAAUAGUGGAUACUGAGGCUGUGGAAGAAUUUAUAGUGACUGUAUUGAGGCGAUGAUGAAAAGGAUCGUUUUAAUCAAAAGCCUGAUUUACUGUAAAGAUGAUUUGUGAGUUAAUUAUGUGCCUGAGGAAGUUAUAUUUUCCUAAUGUAAUAAAUGUAUCGUGUUCUCACAAGAGUCAUAGUAUUUCCAAUCUGUAUUUAUUUGACUUUUAAUCCGUUAACUACUGCUUUAAGGAAAAGACUAUCAAUUUAUAAUGACUUAGCUCUUAAGCAUAUUUUUGUGAUGUUUUAUUGCAUAAUAAUGAUUUUAAACAAUAGGAUUUUAAUGGUUGGGAGGCUACAUAAUGUUACUUGUAAGUUAUAUUAAUAAAACACUAAAUAAUCGA